Molecule: messenger RNA, 3375 nt
Organism: Lates calcarifer (barramundi perch)
Lineage: Eukaryota; Metazoa; Chordata; Actinopteri; Centropomidae
Gene: slf1
Product: SMC5-SMC6 complex localization factor 1
Exons: 18
Coding region: 268-2919 (883 amino acids)
Biological process (GO): positive regulation of double-strand break repair
Molecular function (GO): protein binding
Source: RefSeq, a predicted model, not a curated record
CCGUGAAGCUGUCAACACAUGGCAGUUGGGCGGUGAAGAAGCACAAGGAUCCAACACACAUCAUUAGUUUACUAAUACAAAUGAGGGAAGUCGCUAUGAACGUGUGUCCGCGAGGUUAAACAUCUUAUUUGGAAGAAGCAGCCAAACACUGGCACAAAUCACUGCUCACGUUACUGGAUGGUGUCACUGUCAGAGUUUUGGCGCGCCUGUACCUAACUGGGUGGACGCAGGGGUCAUUAGUGGUGGUAUGACAGUUUCUUCUUCGGGAUGGAGAGUUGCACACAUGUCUUCCAGAUAUCUGGGAUCAAGAACCCGGAUAAGAAGAGAGCUCUGAUCCAGGGGAUCAAACAACUGGGUGGGAAAUACUUAGGUGGCUCAGUCUAUGAGCAGGCCAGCACCCAUCUCAUAAUCCCCCAGGUUUUGUCCAGUGAAAAGUUUUUGGCAGCCUGUGCUGCAGGAAAGUGGGUUGUGACUCCAGACUAUGUGUUGGACAGUGUUAAGAAUGGUUCCUGGCUCGCAGAGGGACGCUAUGAGGUGGCCAUUUCCACUGGUGCUUCGGCUUCUGCCUUCUACCCUGUCAGGCAGUGGAGGCAGAAGGUGGCCAGUGGGAGACUAGCAGGGGCCUUCCAAGGGUGGAGGGUUCUUCUCAUGGUCCAAGAGCCCACCCGCAGAGCCAUGUUCAAACGGCUGCUAAAAGCAGGCAUGGCCAAAGUUUACUACUUCCCUCCUCCCUCUCAUGCCUCCAUCACUCAUGUCAUGGCUAAACCUGUUACAGAAAACUCAAAAUCCUACAAUGCUCCGUGCUACCCUGUGAGCCACAUUGUCCAGCACCUUUUUGGGAGCAAUUGUGUGGAUAUGAAUUUCAACGUAGCAGAUGAUCAUCCAGUGGAGACGAAGACGGUCAGCUUUGUUGAUGUUGACUUCUCUAAGCUGGAGACAGAGCUCAGGGACCAUGUCAUCAAAAAGGAGGGCCGGCCGAGACUGUGCUUCCUUGAAUUUCUGGGUUACCAUGACCCUCACCGUCCACAGUCACAGGCAAUGGACACAGACUUUAGCAAUGUCGGUAGUAUGAUAGAGUGCGGCCUCUUCACUGAAGCCUUGGACUCAAUCAGAAGUGCCGUGUUCCCCGGUCUGCUGCCACCAAUGCCAUACCUGAUCUCCCUCUUAGAAUACGCGCAGCAGGGUAACGCCACGUCUGUCUUCCUAAGAAACUUGCAGCAGGUCAUGUGUAACCUGCUCGUUACCAACCCUCCCUGGCUGGCACCCAGCACAGUGAAAAAAUAUUACACCCAGGUGUUGCAGUGUCCUCGAUGUAAGGCAGGCCCAUGGUCUUUUCUAGAGACAGCCAUUAGUUACUGUCUGUCCAGUGAGGCCACUUGUCACCCACUCCCUGGACCUGCCCUGCCAACACUGUUACAUUUCCACAGCGACCUUGUGGCAUUUUUCCUCAGGCUCUUCCAGGGGGAGCUCCACUCUGUCACCGCCAGGGAUUUUGUGCUGCCUCAGGGACCAGGAGUUUCUCAGGCAUCAGCAUCAGGAUCUUUGCUAUAUGGAACCUUUUGGACUGUGUGGGAGCGCUCCACUCUGCUGUCUCGAGCUGUGAAACAACUAACCCAGCUCUUGGUACAGGCCGCUGUUAAGGACUACGCUGAGAAAGAUGAGAAGCAGAGACUGCAUUUGGCGGAUACCCUGCUGAACCUCCUGUCUGUGCUGGUAGAGUUCUGGUGUCAGCAGAACUUCAAACUGAACCAGAACCUGGUGGAAAAGGGCCUGAAAGAUCUGGCAGAGCACUUUGCUGUUGUCAGCCAGGAUGUGUCUCCAGUGGUUCUGGCAGAGCUGGUUGCCAGGAUUUCCUCUACCAGACUUAAGCUGGUGAUGGCUGAUGCCAUAUUUAGGAAUCUCUGUUGCAGAAAUGGAAACACUGUGGGAGAUGAACCCCUCUCACUCAAAAAAAUGGUGCUGUCCUACCUGCCUGCUCUGGGAAGCUUAGCUCGGAGUCCCAGCGGUGCUCGCCUCAGGACGGGACCCCCCUCCCACAGCUGCACCAGCCAGGAAACUGGCUGCAGAACCCAGAGCUCUUUGGUGAAUGAAACAGGCCCGGAGAACGAGAACCUCCCCAGAGGUUUGAACAGAGUCAACGCAGCAGGAGAGACCCUCCUCCACAGAGCUUGCAAGAGGAACCAAGUGGAAACAGUGUUUCAGAUCCUGGCGCUUCCUGGCACGGACAUCAAUGUUAAAGACCAUGCCGGCUGGACACCACUGCAUGAAGCAUGUAACCAUGGCAGCACUGCAUGUGUUGAGGCUUUGCUACGUCACCACCCCGCCCCCGUGCUUAAUAACCAGGUGGGUGGAGUGAGUCCACUUCACGAUGCCCUGCUAAACAGACACAUGGACAUCGCCAAAAUGCUACUGGAGCACGCAGGCUCAGUUCUCCUGCAGCAGGCCGAUGAAGACGGGCGGACUGCACUGGAUCUGGUCUCCACAACAACUCAAAGGGAGGAGCUCCUCCACAGCGCGCAGGUCGGCGACUCCGCCCUGAGAAACAAAGUGACCAAGGUCUCGAACCUUCCCCUCCUGGAGGCCGGAUCCUCCCUGCUGGCCCACCUGAUUUCCUCCUACCAGCAGGAGAGGGCCCUGUGUGACCACGCGCCACCCAGCGACAGGGCCCGCAGCCUGGCCUACAGGUUGGUCAGGGCCCUGGAGACGCACUCCUUCCAAAAACUUACUUUGGGCUGGACGGACCAGCGGGUAGUCAGGUUGGUGGAAGACGCAGACACACUGUUGGAGCUCAGCAGAGGGAGGUACCUGGGACAGGUGUCUCAGGCUGUGAAGGAGUGCAAGGGACAGAACACAAUGUUCCUAAUGGAGAUGCUGGAGAAUUUAAAAUCUCUGGGAGAUGCUCUGAUGGCUGAUCUGUGACAGAACACUGUAAAAUACUUAAAUGCACAACCAAAGGGGCAAAAGGGUGUCUGUGCCAGAUAAAAUAAAACUGUUCAUUACAUGGUCUUGCAGUUCAAUGAGGCCUUAAAAUAUCUGCACUGGCAAAAAUCAUGUUUUGGCUUUUUGUGAAUGUAUGCCUUGGGCAAGCAGCUGAUUGUAACUAUGAUAUGGUUUGGUUAUAUUCUGCUACCUUGUUUUGGUUUAAAAUGUUUUAUACUUUGCAAAUAUUUCUGAAAUCCAAAAAUGUAUUUAUGUUGAAUGUUUUCAGUUGCAUGUUUUAUAGGAACACUAACAUUUCUGUGUAGCCUGUCACUACCUCAAGCUCUAGUUUUCUACAGUUAUUUUUCUGAAUGUUUCAAGAUGAAAUUGUUUUUUGUGUGUCAAUUAUUAUUUAUAACAAAAUAAAUGAACAUAAAUCAGUUGAUUGUUACAUUA